Clonostachys solani is the source of this 1221-nucleotide messenger RNA. NCBI's taxonomy places the organism in Eukaryota, Fungi, Ascomycota, Sordariomycetes, Hypocreales, Bionectriaceae. The record is from the annotation of a GenBank genome assembly.
AUGCCUAAGGACGAUUUGAUGGCGUCAGUUUUCGGACAGGAGAACUCACAGUACAAGAAUGACUGCGCAGUCGGAAAAACCAUUCACGAACUAGCACAUAUGUUCGCGGUCACUGAACAAGAAAGGUCAAAAUUAUUGCGCUUUGCAAGGGCGGGCGGGCCAGAUCUCACUGACCUUCGAGGGUAUUACAUCAAGACCGGAGAACCUUCUUACUAUCUUGAUUACGAAGAAUCCACUAGCGAAAUGGGCAUUCCGGAGAAACCACCGAGACGCCCAAGCGGUGCAUCGAAACCAGAUUUUCUACGUAAAUGUAUUAGAUACAACAUCUACCCACGAACACACACGACCCCGAAGAGAAACUAUUCACCCCGACCUCAAAAUAUCGAUUCGAUAUUAGAAAUGUUAAGGCCGAAGCCAGGUGAUCACCUUGUUGGUGAUGCGGAGUUUAAAAACUUUGAGAGUGCCGCCGCUCACGCUACAUCACAGGCUUAUGUGAUGGGACAUUUGGUCACGAUGCUAUUGGGAGGCAGGGGAUUCAAGAGCAUGGAGAACGUCCCAUUCCUCAACUUGGAUUCCAUGACCGACGGUGAGCUAUCUGCACCUCAGCCAGAUUUGUGUGAUGGUGUCCAGCCCGAAACAGUAGAGGACAGUGUGAGAGAUGACUUGGAGACAAUUAUUGCGCCGAGCGAAGAAUCCGAGAGCCCGCUUGUAACUAACUUUUUCCUCCAAGCCGAGGGCCCACAAGGGACGAUCAAUGUUGCUCAGAAACAGGUGACACUCGAUGGGGCUUACGGCUCACGGAUGAUGCAUGCUCUGCAGAACUUUGGUAAAGGAACUCCGGAAUACGAUGAGAAUGCGUACACAUUCAGUGCUACCUACAUCGAAGGAAUUCUUUCUCUCUUUGCACACCAUGUUGCAGCGCCGACUAUUCAUACCAAAGGCCACCCAGGAUAUCACAUCACCCUUCUGAGAGGCUUUGUCCUACACGAUGAAUUGGCUUUUGCGGACGGAAUAUAUGCUCUCAGAGCCCUGAGACAGCUUGCUCGAACAUAUCGUGAGGAAUUUAUCGAAAUAGCAAAUGAGAGAGCAGACAACAUGCCGAGACUUCAGGAAGAACACGAGCCUACUGUCCAACCGGCCGCUGAGGCAGAUGCCGGCAGAGAUCGCACGAACGAGAUGCCUUCGCGGUCUGGGGGUGAUGAUGAUAAUGAGGGCGACUAA